AUGAAAGCGGAAUGGGCCCAAGCCUGGGCAAACGACAAACACGGGCGCGACCUUUUCAACUUCGGCGUCCGGCCCAGCAAAGCAACACUCUCCACACACAUCAGAACACACAGAGCCAUCAGCACAGUCAUCACUCAAAUGCGCACCGGAAAGAUCGGCCUCAUCCACGGCAUCCCAACCAACUCUCUCAAUAUCAAGGACCAAGAAACCACUAUUCAGCAGAUGCUAGCGGACAAUCACACAGUCAUUCCCAGUGCCAGGAUCUCUUACAUCGGAUGGCUCACGAAGGAGGCCCAUCUAAAGCGCGCAUCGUCGAUUGUGGUUGAAUUUAUAGAACCCGAGAUGGCAAAUGCCAUCAUCUACGCCGGAAUGGUGUGGUAUGGCCAAAUUCACCAAUGCCAACUCUAUGACCGCGCCUGCCGAGUGAAGCAAUGCUUUCGCUGCUAUAACUACGGUCAUAUCGGCACUCAAUGCAACGCAUCCCAAACUUGUGGCUAUUGUGCCGAGCAACAUGAGUCAAAACACUGCUCGCGGAAGGGUGUGGAGGGAUUCGCACCACGAUGCGCAGUUUGCAAAGACGCUCACACUGCAUGGAGCAAUGCCUGCCCAGCAAGAAAGAAAGAACUACAGAGAGUGGAACAAGCCAAGGAAUCCCGCGACAUCUACUGGCAUGUGCCACGGAAGGAGAUGCCGGCACAAUCCGGAAUCACGAACACAAACCACGCCGACAGCACCAGAGAUACCGACGGCAAAGUCAGCAGGAGCAACACGCGCCGUGUCUUAACUCCAGUACCAGCCCCGGCCUCAAGCCCGGCUCCUCCCCGUCUAAUCGCCCGGCGCUCGACAAACGCCCUGAUGCCGAUAGUGGUGGAAGUAGACUCACCACCGGCAGUGCAGGACCAACAAAUACCGCAGGCCACGCAAACCGGGACCGCACCAGAACUAAUAAUGACACCAACAGCACCGAGCCCAUCAGUGGAAGAUAUUUGGAUGAACCCAGAGCUCACGGCCGAAUGUACUGAGCAGUCUACCAUCGAUCCACAGCUCACGACUACCGAUGAGCCUACCGCAGCCACACCUACGGCAUAUCCAGAGGAAGGAGUGCUCGGUUUCUCAACACAAGAAGCCGACGACUGGCUACAAAGAAUCGACUUAGACAAUUGGGUGGACGAGGCUGAAGAGGAUGAGUCGUCCCCACUUACAUCCGUGGCAACAGACACCCGCACGGCCCAAGGCCGGAUCUACAAGGCGUGUAACUGCCCUGAACAUCAGGAAAUCUACAGCAACUGGCCAACGGAGAAUGCGGAGUUGACGAUCACCCGGUGUAUGAAGACAUGCAUGUAUUGUGGAAAAGACUUUGAAAACGCCGCAGACCUGCGCAAGCACAUGAGGAGGAAAAAGUACGCAACACGAAACAUCUCGGUAGCCAUUCAAACUGGGGUACAACGUCAGGAAAUCCAAGGAAUCGUCCUCGCAAGCCUCUUCCAGAAUGGAGGAAUCGCGGACUACGACAUUAUUGCGAUCCAAGAACCUUGGCGUAAUCAAUUUAUUAACACAUCCUUCCAUCCCCUCAAAACACAUUUUCAGCUCAUGUACCUCGACAACCCGGCAACGCGAGCGUGCCUCUAUAUCAAUAAACGUAUCAGCCCCAGCACGUGGCAGGUGACAUACGUCUCAGCGGAUAUCAUCUCUCUCACAAUCAGCAACUCAGGUGACGACAAUCCGAUCCACUUGUGGAACGUAUACAACGAGGUGGGAACCGAUACACUAUCGAUCUUAGCAGAGGCUCUCAGCCAGCAGCAUCAACAUCACGAAAUUAUUUUGCUCGGAGAUUUCAAUCUACAUCACCCUCUCUGGUCAACACGACAUCACCGAGGGGUGGCAAGGUCGCGAGCAGACGAGCUUCUCACUAUCUUGGAAAACUUCCAGCUUCAACUCCUCACGGUGCCAGGCACUGCAACGCACAUAUGGAAGGAUGGAGACUCAACAAUCGACCUGACGUUCGCUACAGAGACGUUGGCAGCUCGCACAAUUCACUGCAAGAUUGCCAAUCAACUGGACUGCGACUCAGACCACCUCCUAUGGAUGUGGCAAUUGACUGGUAUUUUCAGCCAGCGACACUGGCAAAGAAGCGUCUGGGCCAAAACGGAUGUACAGUUACUGAGGAGAAAAGUGAAAGAACUCCUACCCAACGGGCUAGAAGCAGAAAGGUUGAGUAGCAACGAUGAAAUUGAUGCCUGCGUCACUGCCAUUAUCAAGGCACUAGACGCAGGCAUUAACGAGUCAACGCCGUGGUCUAACCCAUCUCCGCGUUCAAUCCCAGGAUUUGACGUGGAAUGCAAGGAAAUCUGCAAGGAAGUUCAACGGCUCCGUCGCACAUGGCAGCGAACAAGACACGACGAAGACUAUGAAGCAUACCGGCAAGCUUGCAAUCGAAAAGGACGCCAUAUUCAGAAGACACUCCGCAACUCGCAUCGACAGAGGGUGGAGGAGGCUUCCACAUGCCGAUCGGGCCUGUGGAAAUUGGUAAAAUGGGCAAAGAAUAGGCAUACACCACCCUCAGCCUGCACACCAGCUCUGGUUACGCCCGAUGGCGGGCUGGCCGAAGGGCCGGAGGAAAAGGCCGAGGUGCUGCGCCAGUCAUUCUUCCCACCACCUUCGCAGGCCGACCUGUCGGACAUUGAAGGUUACCAAUACCCUGCAGCGAUCGAGUGUCCCGCACUUACUUCAGCGGAAAUUAAGAAAGCAGUGAAGUCCGCAUCCCCAAAUAAGGCACCAGGCAUGGACGGAAUUAUCAACGGUAUUUUACACGAAACCCUCGACAUCCUCCUUCCGCACCUUCACAAACUCUUCAAUGCAUGUCUCGAACAGGGAAAAGACGACUAUUCACAACCUAAGUCGUACCGCCCAAUUGCCCUUCUCAACACGUUGGGAAAGGUGCUGGAUGGUGUGAUUGCAAACCGACUGGCUUAUUUAGCCGAUACCUUUCAACUACUGCCCCGUCGGCACACUGGAGGGCGAAAGCUCACCUCAACAGAGCACGCAAUGCAUAUGCUCCUUCAGCGCAUACAUCAGGCCUGGUCUGAAAGCAAAGUCGCCACGCUACUGCUACUGGAUGUGUCGGGCGCCUACGACAAUGUUUCUCACGAGAGACUCCUACACAACCUUCGGAAGCGCCGGAUUGAUACAAAAAUCGUUCGCUGGGUAGCUUCGUUUCUCAGUGAUCGGUCGACAACACUAAAACUACAGGAAUACACGGCGCCAUCGGCACCGAUUAAGACGGGAAUCCCGCAAGGAUCUCGCAUGUCACCCUAUCUCUACUUGUUUUACAAUGCAGAUUUGGUAGAAGAUUGCAAAACCGAAAAUACAGAAGCGGUAGGAUAUAUUGAUGACGUAUCUAUUCUGGCAGUCGGGCCUUGUUCAGCUCGCAACUGCAAAACCCUCAAAGCCGUCCACCGCAAAGCUGAAGAAUGGGCCGCUGAACACGGCUCACAAUUUGCACCUGCUAAAUACGAGCUUGUGCAUUUCACCAGAGACUCGAAGGCGAAUUGCACGCAUGCGCUCCGUCUGCCACAUACCAAGGUGAAAGCAUCCCCAUCGUGCAAGUACUUAGGCGUCCAAAUGGACACGAAACUGCGAUGGGACUAUCACCGAGAGAAAUUAGAAGCUGGAGCUACCUCGAGACUGUCUGCUCUCUCGGCUCUGGCCUCGUCAUCAUGGGGCACAGGUCUGAUGAAUCUUCGUCAAGUAUACAGAGCUGUGAUCGUACCCCAGAUGCUAUAUGGCUGCUCAACAUGGUUCAUACCUGGCUCGGGAUACAGAAACAGAGGAAGCUCGAUGAUAAGUGCUAUUAAGAAGGUACAACGACGCGCGGCACAGAUCAUCACGGGAGCGUUCCGGACGACAGCGGGUGGCGCAGUCGAUCUCGAGGCGCAUCUGCUACCAGUGCUUCAGCAGCUUGAGCAAACGGCGGUUGAAGCAACGCUGCGCAUUAGAACAACACCGCUUUUCAACGACAUGGCGGUGAUCGAAAGAGCUGGGGAGAGGGAGUACCAACUUCGCAACGCGGCGAGCCCUCUUGACCGAUUUUCAACAAUAUUGGAGGACAAGUUCGGCGUCCAACUCAAUCAACUCGAAAAACGCCAGCCUCAUGUGGUGCCACCUUGGUGGACGCCACCGGUUGUUCACAUUGCAAAAACGGCUGCAAAGGCCAUCAAAACGCACGAUGCCAUAGAAUCAGGGACGAUCUGUAUAUACACUGACGGCAGCGGCAUUAACGGCCACGUCGGCGCAGCUGCGGUCGCACCUGAUCUCCAGUUCGAUGGCAUCAGCGCAAAACGGACACAGUACAUGGGCAUCUCCGACGUAUUCACAGUAUACGCCGCGGAGCUCCUCCAGCAUACAGCGAGGGCUGGAACGCAUGCACUGGUACACAUCAUGUACUGGGAUCGCCAUGUACUAGGAUACGGUAUGUACUGGGAUAUAGCAUCUACUGGCUAG
Molecule: messenger RNA, 4500 nt
Organism: Beauveria bassiana ARSEF 2860
Lineage: Eukaryota; Fungi; Ascomycota; Sordariomycetes; Hypocreales; Cordycipitaceae
Product: pol-like protein
Exons: 5
Coding region: 1-4500 (1499 amino acids)
Molecular function (GO): catalytic activity
Source: RefSeq, a predicted model, not a curated record